GUCUGCAAGUCCCGCCCUGAUUAGCUGCCUCCCGCACCAGUCGCGGCCCCGGGUCCUAAGGCGCCUAGGUUCCUCCCCUUAUUCCUGCAGGGAUUGGGCCUUGCGGCACUGCCCAGGCUCGCAUUGGUCCGAGGUGAGACCCGCCCCUCUGCACACUUGGGCCUUCCGGACAGCGGAGGAGCAGUGUCCGGCCAUGGCCGGGGCCCGCAGGCUGGAGCUGGGCGAGGCCCUGGCGCUGGGGUCGGGCUGGCGUCAUGCGUGCCAUGCUCUCCUCUACGCGCCGGACCCUGGGAUGCUCUUCGGCCGCAUCCCGCUGCGCUACGCCGUACUGAUGCAGAUGCGCUUCGAUGGACGCCUGGGCUUCCCCGGCGGAUUCGUGGACACGCAGGACAGCAGCCUAGAGGACGGGCUGAACCGCGAGCUGCGCGAGGAGCUCGGCGAAGCGGCGGCCGCUUUCCGCGUGGAGCGCACUGACUACCGCAGCUCCCACGUCGGGUCAGGGCCACGCGUUGUGGCCCACUUCUAUGCCAAGCGUCUGACGCUCGAGCAGCUGUUGGCUGUGGAGGCCGGCGCAACACGCGCCAAGGACCACGGGCUGGAGGUGCUGGGCCUGGUGCGAGUGCCCCUGUAUACCCUGCGGGAUGGUGUGGGAGGCCUGCCUACCUUCCUGGAGAACUCCUUUAUUGGCUCUGCCCGGGAGCAGUUACUUGAAGCUCUCCAAGACUUGGGACUGCUGCAGUCUGGCUCUGUUUCAGGCCUUAAGAUUCCAGCUCAUCACUAGAGGCAGCCCUCCAUGGACCCAUGGAAACUGAGAUGAGGACCUUGGUACUAGGGAGGGAGGGAAGGACGUGGGAAUGUUUUCUUAUUGGACUUGAGAGAUGAUACAUGAUCCCAGAUUAAAAGAAGGAGAAGUAUGUACCAUAUGUUUUGAGCCAGAGGCCCCUCCAACUCAUGGCAUCAGGGGCAAAAAUUCACAGCUCAUCCCAGGCACCCUGGCAGGUUCUCAGAGCCUGCCUCCUCCCUGUUUAUAUGCAUACAGCCUAGUAACCCCCAGGCAUGCAAAUAUACAAUCUGUAACAACACACAGCCUGACACCUUCCCCUGGUCAUGUCCAGUAUAACCAUGAAGUGGCAUUUGUCACCAUACCCUGGUCCCUGAUUGCAAGGAACUUCUGAAGCAAGGGUGAGUCCUUCCUACACUCCUCCAUGGCUGCCCUCCAGGGUCUAGCCCAGCCUAUUUGUUAGGGAGGAUAGAGAAGCAGAGGCCCCCCUGUGCUUCCUGAAAAUAGACUUGCUCUUGUCUUGAGUGGUGACCAAGGCAGUUGGCUCUUUAAAGGUGGGAGAACAGCCCAACCAAUCCCCAAUCCUUUUCUUCUGAAACUGAGCAGGAGGGGUAAGGAAGUGGCUAGGUCUCCUUGGACGGAGCAUGGACAUGAGACCUGUGAGUACUGGUGUCUCUCCUCCAGAGCUUUCAUCUUUGGGAUGCCUGAGACUCUGAGACUAUCACAAGGGAAUUGACCCACCCCAGUCUAACCCUGCCCUGCCUUCACUUCAUGUACAUAAAGGUGGCAUAAAAACAUAGACUGGAGGAGGUAAUCCAUGGGAAGACAAAAAGAAGAGGACUCAGGACAAGGCCCUGAGGAAGCCCAAUCCUAAAAGUUUGGGCAGAGGGAACCAGGCAUGUUAAAGACAGAAAGUGGACUAUGUGGAGUGCUUGUGAGGGUUUCACUAAAACAGAGGCAGAACUGUCCAUUGAAUUCAGUAACAUGAAGUGUUUGAUGACUAUGAUGGCAGCAAUUUCAGGAAGGGUGGUGUGGAAAGCAGGCUGGAUUGGUUGAGUGAAUGGAGAGUGGGGGAACACAGCAUGUGAGAAGUUGGCCCUAAAGGGGCUCAGGUUAAUAACUAGAGAGCUGUGGAGUCAAGGCAUGUUUGAGAUGGGAGGUAGAGCAUGCCAAUGCUGAUGGCAACAGUCAAGAUGGUGUGAUGAGAGAGGUGGGAGGGGCAUGAAGAGGAGGACCCCGAAUGAGCAGAGUUCAUGAGAAAGGAGGAGGGAUGGGACCUUUGUAAGAAGAGACACAGCCCUGCAGCCUCACACAGCUCAAUAAAACAGAAAGGGGCAAGUAUAGAAGAUUAGGAUGACUAAAUUAAUGGGGAAAUGAUGACGGAGUUUGAAUCGCUUUGUGAAAUGAAGUGAGACUAUCAGCUAGAUGUGGGUGGGGCACGUUCUCAGAAAGUAUGAAGUAGAUGUUUUCCUAGGUGUUGAAAUCAGGUUGAUUAAGGAAACAGCAGAAGGGCAGGGCAAGGCUGAGCUCUGAGAUGGUCAGUUUAGAGUAGGAUGCUGGGCACUCAGGUGUGUGUGUGUGUUGAGUGGGGCUCUGCAUGCACCUGUCUUCCCCUCAUCAGGAUUCAGGAGCUGGGAUGGAGAUGCUUACUGCAGUGCUGGGGUUUUGCCAGGGGAGUAUAGGAGGUGAGAGAAAGAUGGGCCAAUUCAGAUGAUAUGCACAGGAGAAAUUAUAGUGAUGAAAUGUGUGGUCUGAGGAUUAAUCUGACCAAGAUGGAAACUGAAAACUGGAGGUGACUAGGGAGAGAUUAGGAAAUUAGAGGUCUUGACAAGGUAGAAACUCCAGCAUGGUGAGGGGUUGGGCAGGGAGGUAUAUUUGAGCCAGACAGGAGUGCUUUGGAAAUUGAGAGGUGGAGCAAUCUCAGGUAAAGGGAAAAUAGAGGGUAUGACCUGGGGUUGCUGGCCAGAGCCAGGGGAGGAGCCUUAAGAAGUGAGAUCUAGGGUUGGUGAGGCUGGAGGGUAGGGUGAGCCUCCACGUGGGUGCUGGAGCAAGAAACCGACAGAUGUUGAGGAGGAUGGUGUGACCUAGGAGUCAGCAUCCUUGGUGAACACGAGGAGUGGCCACAAGGCCAGUGGCACCUGCCAGAGGGGAAAGCAGGCAUGACAGGAUAGCAUCUCCCAGGUGAGAGCCUUUUGAGGAAGGGAGGGUGGGCAGUGGUCUGGAAGCUCAACGCAGAGCAAUGUGGUUCCCACUCUCAGCCCUUGGUCUUAGAAGAAUGGGAGUACCCAGUGGGGGAACAGCUGUACAAAUGAGAUAGACCCCUAGAGGUUAAUCAUCAUCUCCUAAUCUCACCCUGACCCUUUUGUCAAAUGUUAUCUAGAUUAAACCUCAGUAUAGGCAGGCUGCAGGAAAUGGACAUUCCAGUGGCUCCCGGGGUCCCAGCCUGUAGCACCUUCAUCUGCGCUUUGCGCACUUGGCUCUCAGUCAUAUCUGCAAGGGACCCUGAAGCCUGGGAGGUCAGAGUCACUGACCCUUGAUGGCACUGCUGACACACCCCUUCCCUUAGGUAAUUCUGGAUGCAUAACUCAUUAUGGGAUGUAAUCCAGGUCAACAUUAAUGCCACCUGGAAGGUUCCGCCCUCAGCCUCUCUGCUUGAGUAUCCCAGUGAUCAGUCUCUCAGGACCUGCCUACUGGGCAGCUCAUCUCUCCACUUAUUUGCAUUAAAUUGACUUUUUAUUUA
Molecule: messenger RNA, 3521 nt
Organism: Rhinopithecus roxellana (golden snub-nosed monkey)
Lineage: Eukaryota; Metazoa; Chordata; Mammalia; Primates; Cercopithecidae
Gene: NUDT16
Product: nudix hydrolase 16
Exons: 3
Coding region: 194-781 (195 amino acids)
Biological process (GO): mRNA catabolic process; sno(s)RNA catabolic process
Cellular component (GO): nucleus
Molecular function (GO): phosphodiesterase decapping endonuclease activity; snoRNA binding
Source: RefSeq, a predicted model, not a curated record